Daphnia carinata is the source of this 902-nucleotide messenger RNA. RefSeq names its product EEF1A lysine methyltransferase 2-like. Gene Ontology annotation, biological process: peptidyl-lysine dimethylation; peptidyl-lysine monomethylation. NCBI's taxonomy places the organism in Eukaryota, Metazoa, Arthropoda, Branchiopoda, Diplostraca, Daphniidae. The record is from RefSeq and is a predicted model, not a curated record. Gene Ontology annotation, molecular function: protein-lysine N-methyltransferase activity. Gene Ontology annotation, cellular component: cytoplasm. The transcript has 6 exons. Bases 51 to 701 code for a protein of 216 amino acids.
UACUAAUUUUUGCUGAGUUAGGUAGCUGUUUGCAAGUGAUCAGCACCACCAUGGAAGUCAACAUGGAUAAGAAGUACGAAGAAGAUUGGAAAAAUUUUUGCGACCAUGGAGAUAUAGGGGAUGACUGGUGCAGCGAAGAGGUUGUUCAAGCCAUUUUGACCUGGAUUAAGACCAACAUCGAAUUUGAUGACCCUAUUCUCGACAUAGGAUGCGGGAAUGGUGCUUUCAUUUUUCAAAUGUUUCACAAGGGAUAUACAAACGUCACCGGAAUUGAUAAAUCUCCAAAUGCCAUCAAAUUGGCCACAGAAAUUUCACAUCAAGAGUGUGUCAAAGUUAGGCUUGAAGUUUGCGACGUGCUUGGUCCAGUUCCCUCUGAUACUCCAGAAUCCCCGUUAAACAAAAGGUAUCGAUUGGUAUUGGACAAAGGUUUGUAUGACUCUGUCGUUCUAGACACAAGCGAAGGGAGCUCCCAAACAAAAAUAGAACAGUUUCGCGAUAAUUACGUAAAAAGGACGUACGAACUUCUUCAACCCUGUGGGAUCCUGUUGGUAGCAACGUGCUGUCAUACUGAGGAGGAAAUGAAGAAAACAAUCGGCAAAAAUGUUUUUGGUGUUCUUGAGGUGCUUCCAACUCCCGUUUUCGAAUUUGGAGGAAAGAAAGGACAUAACGUAACUGUCGUCGCGUUUCGCAGAAAAGACUGACAGAAGAAACAGCCGUGAUAUUUCUUUGCUAAAGAAUCAGAUGCACAUCGAAAUUAAGGCAUCAAUAAAAUACAUUUCAUUUACGACCAUUUAAUGUACCAAACGCGUUACCUUAUUCAAGAUUUUAUAAAAUUACAAAAAGGUGGUUUCUUUAAAAGUACGAAGUCCGGGAAUGUGCGAAUACAAUUAAUAUUGAAUGUA